AGGCCAUUUGCUACUAUCAUAACAUGGCGGCUUCGGAAGGCGAUCAUCGCGUACAUAAGUCUCCGGCUGCUGCGCAAAGACCACCUCAUCUCAAGGCACUAGAGGUUUUUUCAUUCGUGUUUGGCAUAUUUUUCGAUGCCUUGUGACAUGUAUCGUUGACAGUUGGUGCGUUUUUCGCUUUAGGGUUUAACCUUCUCUGAAAGCAUGUCGAGGCGACCCCCUCGCCUUCGAAGGCGUUCAAUUUCGGUGUCUUCCACAGACAGUUAUGGAAGCUCAGGUGAAGCGAGCAUGAAUUCUUCUCUUUUUUAAUGAUUUUUUGGCGCAUUCUGAUUCUUCUCUCUUUCGUCUGAGAAAUCUAUACUUCGUGAUUUCUCGUACAAGAGGGUGUAUUUCUUAACAGUUCAUUCGUCUUCGUGCUUUGGGAUGUGAUCAGCCGCUCUUUAUUUUAAUUUCAAAUUGUAAUCGUAUUGAUACAGUACUAAAAAUCUUUAUCUUACAGAAGUUGUGAAUUGUAGGUUUCCUCUUAACCUUCCUAUACACAACAAGUAGAAUCUUAAGCAAUUUUAUUUUUUAUAACUUAUGCCUACGGCUUAUCUGCAAGCAGCAGUUCAUGUCAUUAAAACUACAAUAUUCGCCUUCUUGCAGCUAGCUACUCGGACAGCUAUUCAUCAGAUGAAGACGAUGUAUCUCCUAGGGAAAGAUCUCAGGUAUGUUCUUGAAAUUUAUAACAAAAGCACUUUAUAUACAAACUCUUUGCCUGUUUCUUCGCCUUCAAUUUCCACUGCUAAUAGCCUGAAUGCUAGCUAAUAACAUAUGCAUAAAAAACUUUGUUCAGAAAUGAAUAAGCAGAGCUUACCGGGUGUUUUGAUUCGAUUGAUCGAAUGUUGGAUCGACAGUGUAGGGAGUUCUUAGCUUAUGUGUAAUUUUUUGUGAAGAUUUACUUCGCAUGAAAAUCAGCAGAAGCAGUGUGCGGCAAUUAAGACUGAAAGCAGCGAGCGUAAAUUUAACUAAAAAAAAUAAAUAUAUAAAUGAACUCCAACCACCCGGUCGAUCGAUAGCUAGAAUAAAAAAUAAAUAAUAAAAAAAAUCGGCGGGAGUCUCCCGUAGAUAGAAACAGUACAAAUUUCUUGUCUUAGUUUCUGUGGUUUUAAACGAAAACACUUUCGUUGAGGAAAAUAUAUCCAGACGAUAUGGACCUUGCAAUUUGUUCAAAGACUCGUAAAGUUAGUGAAGUGCAACCGAUUAGCCAAACAUGACGUCAUAUGCUUACGUAAUGAGCGUUCUUUAAACGAAUCGACCGGUUUCCAAACAAAAUUUCAAUAUUUUUAAACCUUUUUGGACCAUCGGAUUGUUAUUUCUUUUAUUAAUAGUGUUUGUUUUUGAAGGUUGUAUGCGUAGAUGCAAUGAAAGCAGUACUAUGUGACUCAGCUUAACUAUAUUGGCUUUUGUAGAGUGUAUGAUAAUAUAGCCAGCAUCUAUUGGAAUUUGGUUCUGUAUUCAUUUGUUAAUUGUGUAGAGAUUGGCUGUUUGUUUCAAAGAUAUUUUCUUCUAUAGCAUUUGACGUAAAAUGGGCUUAGAGGUUUUCUUCCACUGAAGCACAUCUGCAUUUUAGAAUUAUUGUAAACCACAGAUGUACAUGGAGAAAUUUCAUGGUUGGCUGUACAAAUAAAUACUAGUAUUUAUUUUUUGGGCUGCAACACAUUUUAAGAGCAGUUUCUAAAUUAUCACAAUAUACAAAUAUAGUCAGCUUUUACCAACCCAAAAUAGUUUUGAGGCAACUUAAAAUAUACUUGUUCAUAUAAAUAUAGCACAGAACUGUGAAAAUGAGAACAAAUCUUGUUGUUAAUUAUUAAGGAUUACUCCGUAAUCCUUAGCCAGGUGAAACAUACUGGAUGGGAACUGUUUCUCAUUGUACAGUCAAGUUUCUUUUCUUUAAAAUUCCCCCCAGUUAAUGAGCAUCUCAUUUCUUACUUUGAAUCUUAAGUUUUCUCAAUUUUUGCAAAAUUAGUAAGACAUACCAAGAAAAAAAAUUGCACUUAAAACAUUUUGUUCUUAAGGAGGAGAUUCAAGUAAUAGAAUUGCAGACUAACAUUUCAGACCACGAAAAGGUUUAAUUUUUUUUAAGCAAAAAAUUGACCAGUAUUGAUGCAAGAAUCAAACCUGAGCCUCAGUGCAGUGGAAAAUAUUUUUAAUCAUCACAAUUUUGUAGAUAAAUGAAAUGGUUAAUUGUUUGUCUCUAUUAAUUUUGUUUGCGCUGUUGCUUUAUUGCUGUGCUUCUAAGCCACCUUUCUUCAUACUUUUAUUUUGUUUUCAUCGUUAUGUCCUUGUUAUGCUACCAUUUUAUUUCUUCAGUUUAUUUCAUUUUGCUUUGGACAUUUCUGCUAACUUUUCUCUUAUUAAAUGUAAACUGUUACAAAUACGCGCAUCUUUCACAUACAUGUUCACAGAGGAAAAAUAAUGUAACAGUUUGUUUCAUAUUAUUUCUAUUGUUGCUAGGGUCACCUGUACCAAACUGCCAACUUCAAUUGUAGUAAACAAGCCAUGAAUUCCAUUAAGACCUUUUGUUGUUUUUUUUCUUUGAUCCAAAGUAGUGAGUGACAAAAUUGUGUGCAUCUGGAAUCAUUGUUCAUUUCUCAUAUUGUGACCGUUCAAUUUAUUUCACCUGUGAACUCCCAAGAAUUGAAUGGUAAUUCUCUUCACCAAUGGCCAUACAUUACCUUUUAGAGAAGACAUGAUAAUUUGGUGUUGUAUCAAGAUGAAACCCUUCCGCUGUAAAGUUUGCCUUUUCUCAUCUCUUGUUUCCAAUUGAUUAUCUCAAAAUUGCAAGGGGAAAAUUCAUGUUGAUCUUUUCAGAUAGUUAACCCUUUAUCUUUCAUGAGUGAACAAGUCAGAAUUUCUCUUUACCAUAUCAAUACAUUAUCAAGUCGACAACUGAUGGGAAUGAAGAAAAAUUUCAAUUAGGGGAUUAUAAGGUGAUCUAAUACCAAAGUCUCUGGACCAACAUGUAAACAAUUGUAUGGCAGACUCUAAGGAGAAUUACUGAUAAGAUCUUGGGAGUGAUAGGGGAAGUGACUCUAGUAACAGUUGAAGCAAUAUAGAGGCUAGAGUAUGAUACAUCCAUUUUCUAUGUGCAGAAAAACAGCAGCGGUGGAUCUGAUUUUUGUGUUAAGAAUAUUAAGCUGGCUGACUUUGGUCGCAGGGAAAUUGAAAUCGCUGAACAAGGCAAGCAGAAAUUUAUGUUGUGAUAGAGGGACUUGUUCACUGUCUUUUAAUACUCCAACCCAAUCCAGUAUACCCUUUAAUAACUUAAUAUGUAACAUAUUGUUUAUUGUAGUACUGAAGUCUGCCUUUAUUGAAAUGGCUGUUUUCCCACAUUUGCAUAUUAGUAGUGAAUAUUACACUGUCUCAAUUUACCAGCACAAGAGGAUUUUCUUCAAUUUGACAUAAUCUUUGUUUUGAGCUUUUUCUUUUUGUUUACAGUGUUAGAUUUUAAGAUCCUACAGAACUUAAACAUGUGAAAGUUACCUGUCAGAUUUUAAUUUGAUUUGGAUCCUCAAUCUGAAAAUCAUUUGAAAUUUGAUAGAGAGGUUCCUGAAAUAUUUUGAACCAAAACAGAUCUUAGCUGUAAAGGAGAAAAUCCCAUUUAAUAUAUUUGAAGUUAAAGAGAACUUUGUACGAAUUUUUUUCAAAGUGCUUAUGAUGGUGAAAAUAAAAGGAGUAUACCAUUUCUUUCACAAGAAAUUUUUUUUUCUUUUUCUUGUUAGGACUGUUAUAUUUUUGAUUUGAAACACAAUUAAGGUGGUCCAUUUAAAAUGGUUCUUGUCUAGCAUUACAUUCUAGUCUAUUAUGAAAAACAUUAUUAACCUUAUUUAGAGUGAUCACAAGUAAAUAAGUUGAAUAUUCACCUGUCUUAUACUUAUUUCCCAAACAGAAAUGCCAGGUCUUAUGCUCCUGAGAAAACGGAAUUGCACAGACAAGCCACUAGAUGGAGCUAAAAUUGUUGGUUGCACACAUGUGACUGCGCAGGCCGCAGUAAGUAAACAACUUUUGAUGACUUUUCCCAUGGAGAUUUGCAGAAUUUCAUAGUUAAAUUUACAAAAUCAACCUGUUGGAAUUAGGUUUUGUGUUAUAUGAUGUUUCAUUUUGAAGCUAAGUGAUUUUCAAUCUUUUUUAAGUCUAAGAGUUGAUAAUAGUUUGAAGAAAGUUUUUUUUUUUAAUUUUUAUUUUUCUAUGCAGUGAAGACCUUUGGAACUACUUUUGUAAAGUUCAGCAUUUUAGUGACUUGAGGAAAUAAAAUCUCCAAGGAUUGUUGAUAGAUAAUUAGUUGCCAACUUCCUGGUUUUAUAUGUAAAUACAUUCUUUACAAUCAAAUGUAUUAAUGCUUUUUCAUAUUUGUUACAAUUCAGGUUUUGAUAGAAACCCUGACUGCUCUUGGUGCCCAGGUUCGCUGGUGUGCAUGCAACAUUUACUCCACACAGGUUAGUUUGAAAAGUGUAAAAUUGUAACCCUCUAACUCCCAGAAGUGAUUAACAUGAAACGUCUUCCUAUGAUAUCCCUAUAUUAUCCCACAAACAGGCAAUUAUAAUACUCAAACUUAUCAGGUAGAAGUUGUUAUCUUGAUUUAACACCAAAUUCCCAUAACUAAUUUACAAGGGAAUGUAUAGCAGCUACAGGGGAAAAUUGACAGUUAAAUCAGGGAGUGAAUGGGUUAAAUUAUUUACUCUCAUAGUUCUGUCACAAGAGUUUCUUUAGAAGAAUAUGCUUGAUUGGUUUUAACUUGUAUGUCAUUGAAUUGAUUUUUUAAUUUUCAACAGAAUGAGGUUGCUGCAGCCUUGGCUGAAGCAGGUUAGCUGGUUAUCUUGCUCAUCAACUUCUGGAUAUUUGCUCUAAAAUCUGUGAAGUACAUGCAACAUCUUUACUUCCUUGCCUGAAGUAAAUUUUUCAUUGUGUGGUUUAUUAGGUUACGCCAUCUUUGCCUGGAAGGGAGAAUCUGAGGAAGAUUUUUGGUGGUGCAUUGAGCAGUGUAUCACGGCAGACAAAUGGCAACCAAACAUGGUACUGGAUGAUGGCGGUGAUGCAACUCAUCUUUUGUACAAGAAAUUUAAUGGCACUUUUAACACACUGCGUGGAGUAGUGGAAGAGAGUGUUACUGGGGUUCACAGGUUAGAUUUGAUGAUUAACCUCUUACCUUUAACCUUUCACCCUUAACACUUUAACUCCCAGGAUCUAAUUUUCAAUUCUCCCCUCUAGCUGCUACACAUUUGCUAGUAAAUUAGUGAGGGGAAUUUGGUGUUAGAUCAAGAUAACGACUUUGACCUGAUAAUAUUGAAUAUUCUCAUCACCCUUUUGUGAAUAAUGUAUGGAAAGUAUAGGGAGAAGGUACAUAUUAAUCACCUCUGGGAGUCAAAGGGUUAACCCUUAACACCCUAACAUUUGUUUUAAUUCAUUGAAGGUUGUACCAGCUUUCCAAGCAAGGAAAACUAACAGUGGCAGCAAUGAAUGUUAAUGACUCAGUCACCAAAGUAAGUGUUGUUGUAACUUCAGACUUCAAUACAAAUUGACAAAAAUUAUUUCCAAUUGGCAUUAUAAGAUAAAAAUUGUGAAGAGGACUGACUCAAGGACCUUGAUAAAUUUUGUAUUUGUAGACGAAGUUUGACAACAUGUACUGCUGUAGAGAAUCAAUCUUAGAUAGGUAAGUAUAUUGUUUAGAAAUAUUUACAGGAAUUUCACACAUAUAUUGUAUGUGCACCAUUCUUCAUUGUGAUAGCUGACAUGCAAAAAAAAAACAAAUAAAACUAUUUUGAGUAGCGUUUUACCUCUCAUAUCUCCACCUUUACUUAUGCAGAGUUUCUAAGAGAUAUAUUAUGAUUAAAUAUGAUUUAAAAUAUGUAACAGUUAACAUUUUUCAACUUUUAGCUUUUAGCUUUAUGCAUUUUAUUUUUUCUUCAUCUUGUUAUUUUCUAUUAUAAUUUAUUUAUUUAUAUAUGUGCAACUUUUAUUCUUCUUACUGUUAUUAUGAUUGUAAUUGUUAUUUUUGGUAUACAGGACCUCGUUGUAAACCAUAUAUGUGAAAUUUUUAAGAAGAGACUAUGGUUUUAUUUCUCCAGGAAACCAAGAAGUUGGAAUUAAUUUUCUUUCUUUUGUAGUUUAAAGAGAACCACAGAUGUAAUGUUUGGUGGCAAACAGGUUCUUGUGUGUGGAUAUGGUGAGGUAAAUGAUAAGUUGAGCUUUGCUUAAACCCAUAGGCCACCAAGAGUGACUAGUAUUGGAUUUUUCCUUACAAUAUCCCCCCUGAAUUACACAUUGAGGUCACAAGACUAAAGAAAUGAUCACAAACUCAAGAAGCUCUAAAUUGUUAAACAGUUUCUCUAUCAGCACCUUAGGAAAUGUGUGAAGAAUCGUAUCAAGAAUAGGCAUACUGCUGUUAGGGUUGAUAUGAAUUUACUUUUAAAAGUGAUACAUUGUGAUAGUAACUGACUGAUCUUUUUUUUUUACCAGGUUGGUAAGGGUUGCUGUUCAGCUCUCAAAGGUCUUGGUGCUGUAGUGUAUGUUGCAGAAAUUGAUCCCAUCUGUGGUCUGCAAGCGUGGUAGGUUCAUCUCUCUCAUCCUCAGUUUGCGAUGCACAUCUGGCUUUACAUGCAUUAAUGAUUUCAAGAGACCUUUAUUGAAAGCCUUGCAGAGAUUGAAACAAGUGUUAGGUCUUGGUUCUGUGGUGUAUGUUGUAGAAAUUGAACUUGGUAAUGGGCCUUGCUCACCAUAGAGUCUCUGUGGCUCAGUGGUAGAGCAUUGAAACACUGACUCCAAAGGUCUGAGGUUCCAUUCCUCAUGGGGGCUCAAAAUAUUUGCUUUGUCCCAUGCUUGUGACAAGACAAAAAUCAUCUUUUUCCAAGUUUUAAAUACUUGAUUUUUAAAAUUACUUUUCUUCUUUUAAUAUUUUGUUUAGCAUGGAUGGAUUCCGAGUUGUCAAGAUUGACAUGGUGGUGAAGAAUAUUGACAUCCUUAUCACUUGCACAGGUAUCUGACGGGAAAAGCCUGAACAUUUUUAAUUUUUGAAUGUCUAGGUUGAUAUGUGAUAUCAUAAUCAGGCUUGAAAUUGAAAACAAUGUCUUACAUUCUCUUUGGGGCCGAAGUGGCCAGAAAUGUUUGCUGGGAUUAAAUUUUCAAUUGCCAUUUCAUAAACUGCAUCUGUAAGUAUCACAAAUUUGGCUCAGCUACAAUGUAUGACAUAUCAAACAAAUACUUGAAAUCUGUGCUGGGCUUAAAAAAGGGGAACAGAUAUCCUGUAUGCAGAAUGUAUGUUUAAAAUGGAGGGGUUUAAUGUCAACAAACUUUGCUUAUCCAAGUUUUCUCUUUGCAUUGUUUUCCAUUUCACGACAGGCAACAAGCAUGUUGUUACAAGAGAUCAUCUGGACAGAAUGAAGAAUGGCUGUAUUGUUUGCAACAUGGGGCAUUCAAAUACAGAAAUUGAUGUGGUAAGAUGAACUGAUUGACUAACUAACGUUUGCAAGAUACUAAGAAAAAUAAUAAACAAGGUUCUGAGCUCAACUUUGUCAAACUCCCCAUUUAGCAACCUUGUGAUUGUCAGCUUUUACAAUAAUGCACUCUGCUUUUUGUCACGACUAUAAGGAACAAUAGGGAUUUGGUGCCUAUCAGUGUCAAACUGGAAGAUCUCAUUGUGCAAACUCACAGCAUGGCUUAGCUCCUGUAAGAGCUAUGUAGUAAUACUUUUCUGGCUUGGUUUUCAGGCUAGCUUAAGAACUUCUGAUCUGACGUGGGAGAAGGUCAGAACCCAAGUAGAUCAUAUUAUCUGGCCAGAUGGCAAGAGAAUUGUGUUGCUGGCAGAGGUAUUGUAACUAACUGUCUUUCUUUUCAUUUUUUUUUUUUAAUUCUUCCCUCUCUCUCUUUGCUGAAAUUAAUAAUCAUGAAGGUUUCAUUUCACAUUACUUGAAAAUCGAUAAAAGAAAAAAAACCUUGAGGUGAUGGAAAUAGAAAAUGACUUUAACCCUUUGACUUCUAAGUGUGACUAACAUCUUAUUUCUCCUCACUUCUGAAUCACUUUUAAAGAUGAUGAGGAUGAAGAAAAUUAUCACUAGCCAAAGAAGCCCUUGAUUGUUAAACAAAUUCUCCUUCUCAAGACUUAAGGAAUGUAUAAAAAACAGCGUAGAGAAGAUACAUACUUUUGUUAGGGUGUAAAGUGUUAAAUGCAGUAACUAGUAAUGUUUUUAUAGAUGUCACUGUUUACUUUAAAUUUUCUUGUGGCUUCAGCACUUCUUACCUCCAUCUGAAACACAUUUAUUAAUUAACAUAUUGUACACGACCAUCAGGUGACCAAUCUUCUCUCAGUUAUUAGAUUGACUGUAUUCAUUUUGUUUAUUGCAGGGUCGCCUCGUCAAUUUGAGUUGCUCUAGUGUUCCUUCAUUUGUAGUGUCAAUUACAUCAACAACACAAGUAAGAAUAAAGUUUGGUCUGAUGUCUUUGAAAAAUAUUUUAACAAUGCGAGCUUUGAUGUGUGUACUAAGUUAUGUUUAAUUUUUUUUCUCUCACAGGCCAUAGCAUUAAUUGAACUUUUCAAGGCACCUCCUGGUAGAUAUAAACAUGAUGUCUAUCUUCUACCCAAGAAGAUGGGUAAGUGAUCAGUGUGUAAGUUUUCUUUACAGUUGUCACACUCUAUCAAACAGACAGGUCGGGGGAAGUAAGGAAAUGAUUGAGAAGAGGACAGGUUUUUGAUGGAACACUAAAUUGUCAGGAACAGCUGGCAAGAAAUGCAAGAUGAUCAUUUAGGAAUAUUAUUUAUACAAAGGUUAAUUCUAUUGCCAUCUUUUGCCUUUCAGAUGAGUAUGUAGCAAUGUUGCACUUGCCAACGUUUGAUGGCCAUUUGACAGAGCUGACAGAAGAACAAGCAAAAUAUCUUGGAGUCAACAAGAAUGGCCCUUUCAAGCCCAAUUAUUACAGGUUGGAAUGA
Molecule: messenger RNA, 8962 nt
Organism: Pocillopora meandrina
Lineage: Eukaryota; Metazoa; Cnidaria; Anthozoa; Scleractinia; Pocilloporidae
Source: the annotation of a GenBank genome assembly